Darwinula stevensoni is the source of this 954-nucleotide messenger RNA. Lineage: Eukaryota; Metazoa; Arthropoda; Ostracoda; Podocopida; Darwinulidae. The record is from the annotation of a GenBank genome assembly.
AUGCAGGAUAGGGAAGAUGAAGAGAGAAGGAGAGAGACAGAGAGAGAAUCAGCUCCAACCCCAAGACCACCUCCUUCUGUCUUGGGCAACUUCUUGGCUUCAGUAGUUUUUGGCAUCAGAACUGGUGUACCACAGAGAAAUUUUAAAUUUUGGAGUUCGGUGGUUACUACUUGGUACAUGAUGUCCUGUUACAUGUGUUCCAAGAAGUUUAAACCCCUCUUGACCAGAGAGCACACCUGCUCAGUAUGUCAUUUUUCCUUUUGUGGGAAAUGUAUAUCUACAGCUCAAUUAGGCACUCCAAAAGAAAUGUGUAAGUGUUGCAUUGGGAAUGCCUCAACAAAGAAAAAUAACGGAUUGAAUAACUGGUCUCCAAAGAAUACUCUCCCUGCAGGAAAUUCACAAGUGGUCAAAGAUAAACAAGGAAAAUCAGAGCAAGAAAUUGCAGAACGUCUGAGAAGACUGCAAGAGAGCUCAUGCCAAUUGCCAUCUGAUGAUGAACUACAAAUGAGGCUGAGGAAGCUAAAAGAUGUAGAAUCAACAUCCUCAAGCAGCCCUGCAUUUCUAGAAGGGAAAAAGAAGACCAGUGAGGAAGAAACUGUUGAUUUGUUAAAACAAGUGAUGGAUGAAGUGAAGCUGGAGGAGAAGUCCCAUGAUUGUGACAGGAGCAUAGAGCGUCGUUUACAGGAACUUAAGAAACAUCCUUUACCAGUAUCACCAAGACAGCAGAAUAUCAGUGCAGGUUCUGAAUUUGAGAGACCUAAUGCUAGUGCAGGUGAAGCUGAAGAAGAUGAGGCUCCCCUUCCUUGGUGUGUGUUGUGCAAUGAGGAUGCUGCUGUAGUUUGUCAUGGUUGUGAUGGAGAUUUGUAUUGCAGGAGUUGUUUCAAGGAAUUUCAUCAUCCAUCUGACCCUGAGCCACAUAAACAUUCUCCUUACCUACAUGCUGAAAAGAAUUAA